AUGCUUCCCUCUCAAUUAAAUGGCUCGCCAAGGCGUGCCAAUCCAUUCAGUCGAGCUUCUUUAUCUCCCUCCCCAUCACCCCAACCGAAGCAUACAAGACCGAAGUCCGCCAUCAUAAGCUCGCCCAGCGUUUAUGAAGAGCCUCGCGGCCGCUUUCGAAAUAGCUCAGUCUCCCAAUUAUCUCAAACAGGACUUAAAUCUUCCCUCCGCGAACGACCCAGUUCAGCGAAGAACAAUGUGUCGUCUGGAACUUUUGCACCAGAGUUUAUUAAGACAGAAGAAUUGCGGAGAGGGGCUGAUCAAAUUAGAGGCCUGGAAGGCGACAACGACUUCUCGGGUAAUAAAUACGUAUGGCUGAAGGACCCAGACAAGGCGUUCGUGCGUGGGUUGGUCCUGGAGGAGCAAGACGAUGGAAGGCUGUUAGUACAAUGUGAUAAUGGGGAGCAGCGAGAAGUUUACGCAGAUCAAGUCGACAAAGUGAACCCGGCAAAGUUCGACAAGACAGAUGAUAUGGCUGAACUCACCCAUUUGAAUGAACCCUCCGUCAUUCAUAACCUGCAGACUCGGUAUCAAUCAGACUUGAUAUAUACAUAUUCUGGCUUGUUCUUGGUCACGGUUAAUCCAUACUGCCCUUUGCCCAUCUACACCACUGAAUAUGUGAAAAUGUAUAAGAACCGGAGCAAGGAGGAAACUAGGCCUCACGUUUUUGCCAUGGCCGACCAGGCAUUCCGCAAUCUAGUUGAGGAGGGGGAGAAUCAAAGUAUUCUUGUGACCGGAGAGUCGGGAGCAGGAAAAACAGAGAAUACGAAAAAGGUCAUCCAGUACCUUGCAGCGGUUGCAACACAGGAUACCCCCUACGCUCGGUCUGAAACAAAGCAGUUUUCAGCUCUCUCACAACAGAUAUUGAGAGCAAACCCAAUUUUGGAAGCUUUUGGCAACGCCCAGACGGUUCGGAAUAAUAACUCAUCUCGCUUUGGAAAGUUCAUUCGAAUUGAGUUCUCCCGCUCAGGACAAAUCCUUGGUGCCUCCAUAGACUGGUACCUUUUGGAGAAAUCUCGAGUAGUGAAGCCUAACCGCCACGAGAGGAAUUAUCAUAUUUUUUAUCAGCUUCUUCAGGGUGCAAGUCAGGCAGUACGGGAUAAUCUCCUAUUAUCCAAUUUCCAACUCGAGGACUUCGCAUAUACGAGAGAUGGAAAUGAUACCAUUGCUGGUGUAUCAGAUAUCGAGGAGUGGAAUUCACUACUUGAAGCAUUUCACAUAAUGGACUUUUCUCCAGAAGACCAACUAUGCAUCCUCCGGACAAUCGCUGCUGUCCUGCACUUGGGCAAUGUCAAUAUCGUUAAAGAAAGUCUGCGCGGAGACCAAGCGGCGUUAGGGCCUGAUGCGCACAAUAGCGUAGAACGGGCAUGCCACCUCCUAGGAAUCGCUCCGGAACCUUUCAUUAAAGGGCUGCUUCACCCGAGGGUAAGGGCUGGACGAGAAUUGGUUGAGAAAGUCCAGACUCCCGAACAAGUCCGCCUAGCACUCGACGCUUUGGCAAAGGGAAUUUAUGAACGUGGCUUCGGUGACCUUGUCUCUCGGAUUAAUAGCAAGCUUGACCGCAGCACUAUAGCGGGCGAUGAUAGCUAUUUCAUUGGUGUUCUUGAUAUUGCUGGCUUUGAGAUAUUCGAGAAUAACAGUUUCGAGCAGCUCUGCAUCAACUACACCAAUGAGAAGCUCCAGCAAUUCUUUAAUCACCACAUGUUCGUCCUUGAACAAGAAGAAUAUGCAAGGGAAAAGAUUGAAUGGCAGUUUAUUGAUUUUGGGAAAGAUUUACAGCCAACAAUUGAUCUGAUUGAGUUGACCAACCCGAUUGGUAUAUUCUCUUGUCUUGACGAAGAUUGUGUGAUGCCCAAGGCCACGGAUGUGUCUUUUACUGAUAAACUUCAUUCUCUGUGGCAUCGGAAGUCUCCGAAGUAUCGCGCAUCCCGUCUCAGCCAAGGAUUUGUUCUCACCCAUUAUGCCGCCGAAGUGGAGUAUACGACCGAAGGCUGGCUAGAAAAGAACAAAGACCCUUUAAACGACAAUAUUACACGCCUACUGGCCGCAUCGAGUGACCCCCAUAUUUCCAAUCUUUUCUCAGAUUGCGGUGACCUUGACGAAGAUGGAACAGGACAUCCAAGGAGCCGGAUCAAGAAGGGUCUGUUUCGAACGGUGGCACAGAGACAUAAGGAACAGCUCUCUACUCUCAUGAGUCAAUUGCAUUGCACCCAUCCUCAUUUCGUGCGUUGUAUAAUACCGAAUCAUAAAAAGAGACCCAAAUUGUUUAACGCUCCCUUGGUGUUGGAUCAGCUGCGUUGCAAUGGUGUUCUUGAGGGUAUAAGAAUCGCUCGGACAGGGUUCCCCAACCGCCUGCCCUUCGCGGAGUUUCGACAACGCUAUGAAGUUCUCUGCCACAACAUGCCAAAAGGAUAUAUGGAGGGCCAUAAAGCCGCUCAUAUAAUGUUGGAGAAGCUAGGUUUGGAUCGAGCGUUGUAUCGUGUUGGCCGUACGAAAGUGUUCUUCAGAGCCGGCGUCUUGGCUGAGUUAGAAGAUAGAAGAGACCAUCUUAUCCGUGAUAUAAUGACCCGUUUCCAGUCAUUGGCACGAGGAUAUGUUCAACGUCGAAUCUCCAACAAAAAACUAUAUCGUGCCGAGGCAACCCGCAUAAUCCAACAUAACUUCCAUGCUUAUCUCGACAUGAAAGCAAACCCUUGGUGGCGGUUAUUCUCAAAGAUGAAACCUCUUCUUGGAGAGACCAGAAGCGCAAAUGAAUUUAAGAAAAGGGACGAGAAGAUUCAACAACUGGAAGCGAAAAUGAAACAGGACUUACUGGAACGUCAGAAGCUCGAUGAAGAACGGCGUCGUACAGAGAUAGAAAUCCAGCGCAUUCAACAAACGCUGGAGAGCGAACGUGCCCUGGCCCUUGAUAAAGAGGAAAUCUUCAAGAGACUUCAGGUCCGCGAAGUCGAGCUCUCAGAGAAACUUGCCGGAGCGAUCGCGGACCAAGAAGCUCUUGAAGACCAGCUUGACGAGCUGAUAGCAGCUAAGAAAAAGGCCGAUGAGAAUUUGGAUCAUCGGCUAACUCAGCUUGAGCAAGCCGGAGAAAUCAUCCAGCGGUUGGAGGCCGAAAAACAAGAGCUUCAAAGGCGUAUCGCAGAACUCGACGUUGAAGUGGAAGGCGCGCAAAAAAGCUUUCAAGAGAAAGAUAACCAGAUUCAAGACCUAAGUCAUGAAAUUCGAAUGCUUCAAAGCCACCUCGGUUUGAAGGACCGCAAGCUGCAGGAUUUAGAAGCCAAGCUAUUGAAAACUGAUCAGGAUCUUGAUAUAAAGCUUGCUAAUACAUCGAAGGAUCUGGAUAAGUCGAGAAAGCAGAUUAAGGAGCUGUUUGAUGAGAAUCGGUCAAUUCGACAGCAAAUUUCGGACCUCUCCGCGACUUCAACUGGGUACGAGGAAAUGCUCAGGAAGAAGCAAAGCGAAGUAGCCGUUUUACGAAACGACGCGAGACGAUACGAGGAAGAGAGAAAACAAUUCGAAUCCGAGAAAACUUCUCUAUCAACCCGCCAUGACAAUAUGCAAAAUCGUCUCCGGGAAGUCCAGGCAUCUAUGGAUGCAAUGAAAUCGGAGAAAGCUCAACUUGAACGAGAGAUAGCGGAUGUUAAAAGGGUCUUGGAGGAUAAAUUAUCCGAGGAUGCGGAAGCUGGUCAGAGCAGGAGGAUCCUUGAGCAACAGGUCCAAGACCUGAAAACCCAGCUCUUUCAGGUCCAGGCCGAUCUCAGUCGAGUGACGCAGUCAAGAGACGACGUCCAAAUGCUUGCGAAGCACAGUCUCGCGGAGCUGGAGGAGAAGUACAAUUCUUUGAAUGAAUCGAAGAUCAUAAUCGAGAAGGAAAUGUAUAUCCAACAAGAUACUCUCCGUCGAGCUACCGAGGGUCGAGCAGCUGCCGACCAGGCUCGGAAAGACCUCCAAACAGAGCUCAUCAAGCUGCGAGAGCGAUUCACCAAAGUUGAGAAUGCGCGCUUGGAUGCAGAAGCCGAGAUUGAGCAAAAAAUUAGGAUACAGGCUGACGAGAGGUUGGAAAGUCUUCGAAAGGAUUUGGAGACCAAAUCAAAGAGACUAGAUGAAGCUGAGGCGGACAGGUCACGUCUUUCCAAGGAAGUGCAGAGGCUUACGCAUGCCAUUGCAGAGUCUGACAAUUUCCGUAUCCGUCAUGAUCAGCAUAAGGAGCGUCUCGAUAGAGAACUUAUAACGCUCAAAGGCCGGCUCACAGCAUCUGAGAAUGAUAAUAGAGCCCUGUUGACUAAGAUUCAACAGAAGAAUCUUGAUAUUGCCAGAUCAACUUCCAGAGCCAGCGACAAUCAACGCCUUCGCAUAACAAAUCUUCAAAAGGAAAAGUCGAAGUUGGACGAAGAAAACAAGAACUUGACGCGCCAGCUAGGAGAUGCACAGUUGUCUAUCACCUCCUUGGAGAAGCAAAAGGAAAAACUGUCUCUAAACCUAGAGGACUUGAACCAUGAGAUCUCCAGGGAACGUAAAAACAGUCGUAACGCCGAGAAAGCCGCCUCCACUGCGUCCCUUCAGCUUGCUGAAGCAAAUAGGAGCCUUGAAACCGAAAGACAGCUACGCAGUCAAGCCCAAGCGAACACUCGGAAGCUUCAAACCGCACUCGACACUGCUAACAAAGAGAUUGAUGGUUUGCACCGCCAGCUUAUACUCUUAAACAAAGUUUUCACGCCCGAUGCCGAUGAGUCUCCCAGGUCAUGGGAAACUGUUCAACCAGAGCUAUCGAAGAAAGUUGAUUUGGCACAGGUCCUGGAGACCGUGCAGAACAAACUUCAGGUUGCUGAGGAGAAGUAUGCCAGGGCAGAGAACCAGCUUUCUGAAAUGCGCCGACGACAUGGCGAUGAGAUGAAGGAGCUUGAUGCUCGCUAUUCUUCAUCGAAACGUGCUUUGCUUGAGGAGAUCGACAACAACCAGGUGGCUGCCAAUCGUACUCCGACACACAUAAGGAAGAACUCUGAAAAUGCUGCAAAGAGGUUUUCCGCUCCCACUACGCCUAACCGCAGACACAAUUUCAAUGAAGCCAUUAAUGAUUCAGCUCGGUCUGAUAAGACCGUGGAUACCGUCACUUUUCAACGACGUAUGGACUUGGAGACCGAGAUAGAGGAGCUUCAGAACAAGCUUCAAGUGUCUGAAAUGCAAAACAAACAUUUGCAGACCCAGCUUGAACGAGCGCUUCCUCAGAAGGAUACAUGGCAGGACGAAAGUCCUUCAAUUAGGCGGAUGCAGCUCCUGGAGCGGGCAAACGAUCGCCUUCAUGAGCAGCUUGAUGAUUCUACGAAGAAGGUGUCGGCACUUGAACGGAGUAUCCGCUCAGGAGAGCUAUCAUUACAUGAUGUCCAAGCUAAAUCACAUGAAGAACUCUAUGACUUAAUCAGUUCCCAGGAACAAUCUAGGAGGUUAUUGCUCCAGGUUCAUAAUGAGGCCAUGGCCGAAUUAACCGAGGCAAAAUCCCACUUCGAGAAGCUUAAGCACUCCAAGGCGGCCCUGGAGGUUGAUAUUCGUGACGCACGGUCGGAACUUCAAGAGUUGCAGCUUGCAAGAGAGCAGGACGCCGUUAGCAGAAAUCAACUGCUGCAGGAGUUUUCGGAUCUGCAGAUACGCUUGGACGCGGAGGAAUCUAAAUGUGCUGACCUCGCCUCCAGUUUGAGCUUAUACAAAAGCCGUGCAGAUGAAUAUUUCAGCAAGCUCGAGCAGGCGGAGAUCGCGGUUCUCAAGGCUUCUCGAGCCGAGCAGUUCUCUAAGUCUCAAGCCAAAGAAGCCGAGGAGACAUGUGCCCAAAUUUUGGCAGAGCGCAAACAGACUGAUUCUCUUGUUGAAGAUUUGCAACGGCAAAUGCAAUCGCUGGAGGCACGAAUGGAGGACCAGGCUGCUGAGCUCCAAGGUGCACUUCAGGCUAAACAGCGUCUCCAGAAUGAGUUGGAGGAUUAUAGAAAUCAGCGCGCUAUUGAUCUUGAGGACAAAGAAAUGUCAAUGGAGCAGACCAGACAAAAGUAUCAACGUGAAUUCUCGACUCUGCACAACGAUCUGGAGGUGGAACGCGAAAACGUACUCAACGCUCGUGAAGAGAAUGCUCGCCUAAGAGAAGAACUUGAAGAUCUUCGGAGCAAGUGGGAUAACGAAGUGCUGAAUAGUUCUACGUGGGCCAAGGAGAAGGCCCGAAUGGAGAUGACCCUGCAAGACGUAACAACCUCGCGGGAAGAAGCGGUAAAUGCCCACAAUGAAGCCCAAAGUCGGGUUGUGUCACUCCUGUCACAAGUAAGGAGUCUGCGGACAUCCGUCGACGAUGUAACAGCCGAAAGAGAUAAUCUGGCCAAAGAAAAGAAGGUGCUGGAGGCACGGCUGGCUGAGGCUGGGGAGCGACUUGAUGAGCUUGCUAGGGGACAAAGUCCCUCUAUGCGCAAUGCUGCUAGUAUGGAACGUGAACUACUGGAGCUCAAGUCACAACUUGCGCAGCAAGAAGACGUCUCGGCCGCAGCAGUGGGCAAAAUGAGGCGAGCAGAGGCUUUGGUAACUGAAAUACAGAAGGAAAUCACGGGUGAGCGAGAAUCGAAAAAUCGGCUUUUCAAAGAAAAGGCGGCACUGGAGAAACAGCUCAAGGAAGCGCAGUUGAGAUGCGUCGACCUCGAGACUAAGAGCUACUCAUCUGCCAGUCAGGAUGUUAAGUUCCUGCACAAGCGUAUUAAGGAACUUGAAACGCACCUCGAGGAGCAAGAAACCAAGCACAGUGCUGAGCAACGCUCUCUCCGUAAUGUUGACCGUACUGUCAAAGACCUUCAGUCGCAAAUCGAACGGCGCGACAAGAUGAACGCUCAACUCAGCGAGGAUAUCAACAAAUCCCGUGACAAGAUUGAGCGUCUUCUGAAGAAUAUCGAAGAACUCCAGCAGAGCGACUCGGAAAAUCAACUCCAGGCACGCCGGGCGGAACGAGAACUCCGAGAAGAACGAGAGAAGGCCUUGAGAUUGGAACGCGAGCUGGAAGGGUGGAAGGCUCUUCGGGUUGAGAGAGGGAGCGUCGUGGGACGAACUGUUGGCGCGUUCAGUGACGUUGGGAGCCGAAGAGGCAGCGGUGCUUUCCCCAGUGAUCUCCAAAGACAGCCCAGUAACACCAAGGGGUUCCUGUAACCCUUCUGACAGCAGGGGACGGAUUCACCAUAUCAUCUUCUGGUCCGAAGAAAUCCAUCAAGGUUGAGUGAAAGAACUCUGGUUAUGACUCUAGUAUGAUGUUGCUGCCAGCAGGCUUUUCCAGAUAUGGGUGAGACUGGUGCAUACGAUUAUAUGCUUAAUGUCUGUGAUGAGUUUGUGGCUCCUAUUUUUAUGGUUUCUGUUUGUUGAUCAAGCAUUUUAUCUAUAUGGUAUAUGGGCAUUGGUCAUUUGUUUGCGUUAGCAAUUCAUGCAUCAGUUUUCG
Molecule: messenger RNA, 7486 nt
Organism: Monascus purpureus
Lineage: Eukaryota; Fungi; Ascomycota; Eurotiomycetes; Eurotiales; Aspergillaceae
Source: the annotation of a GenBank genome assembly